GCUGCGUACCGGCCAGUCACGUGACCGUGCCAGCGGCUCCGUUCUGUGCGCAUUGUCUCUCGUCAUCUUGGCGCACCACCCUGGUUUGGGCAGGGAAACCUUCUCUCAUCACCGCAAUCUCAGUAACGAGGGUGAUUGUAUCAAAGGAUGGGGAACAGGGACGAUGAAUAUGACUUCUUGUUUAAAGUUGUACUAAUCGGAGACUCUGGAGUGGGGAAAAGUAACCUGCUGUCCCGUUUCACAAGAAAUGAGUUCAAUCUGGAGAGCAAGAGCACCAUCGGGGUGGAGUUUGCCACCCGAAGCAUCCAGGUGGACGGCAAGACGAUAAAAGCUCAGAUCUGGGACACAGCUGGUCAGGAGCGCUACAGAGCGAUCACCUCAGCGUAUUAUCGGGGUGCAGUUGGCGCUCUCCUAGUCUACGAUAUCGCCAAGCACCUGACAUAUGAGAACGUUGAGCGCUGGCUGAAAGAGCUGAGGGACCACGCUGACAACAACAUCGUCAUCAUGCUGGUGGGAAACAAGAGCGACCUCCGACACCUCAGGGCUGUGCCCACUGAUGAAGCCCGAGCAUUUGCAGAAAAGAACACACUCUCGUUUAUUGAGACGUCAGCGUUGGACUCCACAAAUGUAGAAGAGGCAUUCAAGAACAUCUUAACAGAAAUCUACCGCAUUGUGUCACAGAAGCAGAUAGCAGACAGAUCUGCGCACGACGAGUCUCCAGGCAACAAUGUCGUCGAUAUCAGUGUCCCACCGACCACUGACGGGCAGAAGGGCAACAAACUCCAGUGCUGCCAGAGCCUGUGACGCUCGGUUUAAUGACACUCAUCCCCUCCUCUACAUUCACCUCGACAUCACAUCACCUGUGCACUUUUUCUCCCCGUAGCUCUGCUCACGGCCAACUCCCUCACUACUUUAACCUCGCUCCUUUUUUUUUUUUUUUAUACCUUCUGUUUUAUAAAGUACUUUUGAAGUCACUCGUGCUCUUUUCUUCUGCCAUGAAAGAAACAUUUCAGAAGCCUUUAUGUGACUCAGUCUGUGUGAAGGUACCUGUUAUGCAGGAGCAAGGCAGUCGCUGCUGUCUUACUGAAGCCUGUGAAGUUGUUUGAACUGAAACACUGUCCUGUAAAGGGAGGUUGUGAGAUACAUUUCAGUGGGUACCACUAAAUGGUGUUGUGUAAAUAAACUACAGUUACUCCAA
Archocentrus centrarchus (flier cichlid) is the source of this 1198-nucleotide messenger RNA. RefSeq names its product ras-related protein Rab-11B. NCBI's taxonomy places the organism in Eukaryota, Metazoa, Chordata, Actinopteri, Cichliformes, Cichlidae. The transcript has 5 exons. The record is from RefSeq and is a predicted model, not a curated record. Bases 148 to 804 code for a protein of 218 amino acids. Gene Ontology annotation, molecular function: GTP binding; GTPase activity.